AUGGUAAACCCCGUGACAUCUGAGAAUUGCCGUUGGAAGUAUGACCAUCCCGAAGUGGCUCAAUAUACAGGGAAGGUUCCCGAUUUGGAGUACUUUGACGGGCAGUUCUUCAAAGUACAUUAUCGUCUUGGAAACACUAUGGAUUCUAUGUCUAGAAAAGUGUUGGAACAGUCAUUUCAGGCUAUUUACGAUGCUGGUAUUAAUUCCGACGAUCUGUCUGGCAAGAAAGUAGGAGUUUACAUGGGAACAUGUUUUUCUGAAGCAGAGAGAGCUAAUUUUUAUAUGGUUAGUUCCAGGACCGGGUUUGGUAUUAUGGGAUGCAGUAAAAGUAUGUUCGCAAAUCGUAUUUCCUACUGGUUGAAUGCUAAGGGUCCAUCCAUGUCAGUAGACCAGGCCUGCUGUAGUUCCACUGUGGCAUUGGAACUUGCAUAUAAUUCCAUAUUACAUGGUGAAGUGGACGCUGCUAUUGUUGGAGGAGCUAGUUUAUGUCUUCUCCCACAGUCUUCUGUUCACUUAAGAAGAGUUCUACAGCUUAACAAAGAUGGCAGAACAAAAUCAUUUGAUAAAAAUGCCUGUGGAUGUGCAAAGUCUGAAGCUGUCAACGUUUUGUUUCUUCAGAGAGCAAAGGAUGCUUUAAGAGUUUACGCUGAAGUAGUUAAUGUGAAAUCAGAAUUUUCUGGUUUACCUGAAGGAGAAAAUGGUCCGAAAUUUGGCUUUUACCGUGAGAUAGACAGAGUUGGAGAUUUCCUGAAAGAGUUCUAUAGACAGUCAAGAGUUGCUCCGGAAGAGGUAGAAUAUGUUGAAGCGGUAGGAUCAGCGACUUCUGAGAAUGAUAAAAUGGAAUUAGAAGUGAUUAACGACGUGUUUUGUAAGAAACGUGAUGUAAACAAUCAACUGCUUGUUGGAAGUGUGAUGUCUAACAUUGGAUAUGGAGAGGCCGCUUCAGGAAUUUCUGCUAUAACUAAGGUGGGUUUAGAAUUCUCACUAGAUCAGGUCGUUCUCGGCUAUGAAAGGGGAGAGAUCGCAUCGAACCUUCACUGUGAGAACCCUCGCGAUGAUGUCGUCGGGCUUCGCGAAGGAAAAAUGAGUAUUGUGACUGAUCAUAAAUCCUUUAACCGUGGGUAUGUCGGUGUUAAUGGCUUUUCGGUCACCGGUGUAAAUGCACACGUCUUGCUGCAUGGACAUUACAAACCCAAGGAUAUUAACCGAUACAAGUCAAGCAUCCCUCAUCUUGUUACAAUAUCUGGAAGGCAGCAAUCGGCUGUAGAGAAAAUUUUGAAUGACCUCAAGUCCCGGCCAAUAGAUCCCGAAGAAUUGGCUCUCUUGCACAAUAUACACAAGAACAAAAUUUCUGCGCAUUUGGGAAGAGGAUUCACUAUCUUGGACAAAAACGAAAAGGACGAGACGAUAAGCUUAGCAGAGAAAGCUGAUUAUUAUGAUGAUACCACAAGUCCUCUGUGGUUCGUCUACAGUGGUAUGGGCUCGCAGUGGGCCGGUAUGGGAACGCAACUCAUGCGCAUACCAGUCUUCGCUGCAGCGAUUGAAAGGUGUCGUAAAGCCUUGGAACCAAAAGGAAUAGAUAUAGUACACAUAAUUACUACACCUGACAAGACUAUCAUGGAUAAUAUUCUUCACUGUUUCGUUGGAAUCGCUGCUGUCCAAAUUGGACUUACAGAUGUGCUGAAGGAGUUGGGACUUGUUCCUGAUAAAAUUAUAGGUCACAGUGUAGGCGAACUUGGUUGCGCAUACGCCGAUGGUUGCCUUACUGCAGAGGAAAUGAUCUUAUCUGCGUACAGUCGUGGGCUCGUGUCUGUACAGACACCAUUUAUUCGCGGUUCCAUGGCUGCUGUUGGCAUGGGGUACCAAGAGGUUUCAAAAUUAGUCCCGAAGGAAAUAGAGGUAGCGUGCCAUAAUAGUUCCGAAUCGAGUACAAUAUCCGGUCCAGCAGAUGCCAUGAAGGCUUUCGUAGAAUCGCUGACUGCGAAAGGCAUCUUUGCUAAGGAGGUUCCGUGCUCCAAUAUUGCUUAUCAUUCUAGAUAUAUUGCUGAAGCUGGGCCUGGUCUUCUUAAAUAUCUGAACGAAGUGAUUACAACUCCGAGGCUCCGUAGCGACCGUUGGGUAUCUACAUCAAUACCUCAAGACAGAUGGAACGAGGAACUUGCUAAAUAUUCUUCGGCAGAAUAUCACACCAAUAAUUUGCUGAACCCAGUGCUAUUCGAAGAAACUUCAGCGCUGAUUCCCAAAAACGCUAUAUUAGUUGAAGUGGCCCCACAUGGUCUGCUGCAGGCUAUUCUUAAGCGUUCCCUGCCUGCCUGUACUAAUAUUCCUCUCACUAGGCGAGGACACGUGGAUAAUGUUAUUUUCUUAUUGGAGGCUAUUGGAAAAUUAUACUUAGAAGGAUUUAACCCUAAAAUUUCCGCGCUAUAUCCAAAGGUCGAGUUUCCUGUAUCAACGGGAACUCCUAUGUUGGGCCAUCAAGUGGAAUGGGCGCACACUGAGAAAUGGAACCUGUCUCUCUACGUUUCAGCCGAAAAGAGAACGGCAACUGCAUGCAAAUUUGUAAUAUCUGUUCACGAUGAUGAACAUAUGUACUUAAAAGGUCACGUGAUCAAAGAAAAAAAUGUUUACCCGUUCUCCGCUGCUCUGGUUUCCGUAUGGGAUACGUUUGCGAUGUAUAACGGUUUUGAAAAGAGGAAUGUAUCGGUACAGUUUACCGAAUUACACUUCUUCUCUCAACCAAUAUUGCAGAAGAGAAGGCAGCUGCGAAUCAACGUCAAUUGGCACAGGGGCACAGGAAAGUUUGAGGUAAUAAACGAAGAGGUCGUUAUCAUCACUGGGUAUAUCUCGUUGGCCGACAAAAAAGAAACCAUUAUACCACGUCAAAUACAACAGGCUAGUGAACCUUUGUCCCUAAAAUCGGACGAUGUUUACAAAUUACUUUACACCAAGGAUUUCAAUUACAGCGGCGACUUUAAGACUAUUCAAUCUGCAAAUUAUACAAUUACUGAAGCAGAAGUAUUAUGGAAUAAGAACUGGACUACGUUUAUCGAUGGUGUCUUCCAGUUGAACGCUCUGAAAAGAAAGGAGAAGGUUUGUUCCUUACCAGAGUUUGUGAGGAAAAUAUCUAUCGAUGUUACUCGACACCGCGACAUUACGAAUGAUAAAGUCACCGCAGUGCCUGCUCAGGUCUCCGAAGUGUUUGAUAAAACAAGCUGCGGUGGAGUUGUCAUAGAAAACUUGCGUUACCACGAUCUGUCCGCAUAUAAAACUGACAUAUCUCUAAAAACAAUGCAGUUUGUACCGCAUUAUGUUGCAGACUCAGCCAAUGAAGUUUCAGCUCUCCAUACAUAUCUCCAAAUAAUCUCUGAGAAUAUUUACAAGAAUGAAGUUUCCAUCCUGCAAGUUGUAGAUACUAAAGAAUCUAAAUUCGAUCGUUUGUAUGAAGUCCUCAAUGACGUUUCUGGUGUAAAAAUGAAUUACAGUGAAGUUGCUGGAACCGAGAUAGCGAAUAAUAACUUGAAUGCUGAUGUUAUUUUCGUCAACCAUUUAUCUUCUAAUGAAACGCUCUGCAAAGAGUUUUACAGCAAACUGAAACCAAACACUUACAUCGUUAACAAAGAAUACAAUAACGAGAUGAAAACAAGACCGGAUUCAUUGUACAGUGUCGCGUGUGUACACGACACUGGAGAUAAAAUAAUUCAAUUGAUAAGGUGGCAACCGCCUAACAAAACGGCCGGAGCUAGUUUCGUAACUGUACGCUCGGAGGCAGAUCUCAGCCAUUUGUCCAGUACAGUGGCUGUGUUGCCUAGCAACCAAAGAAUAGUUGUCUUCUCUCCUUACCCACCAGUGAACAGUCUAGAAGAUUCCAUUAAGAAAUGGCGUAAAACUGGACGUGAUGUAAGACUGAUGAUGAUACACGACCAAGAUAAUGAGGAGCAACAAGUGGAUACGUUACCAGCAUCUGAGUUUGCUGUUGCUGUUUUAAACAAAGGUAGAUGGGGAGGAUAUUACUACAUACCAGUGGAAAAGACAUCCGAAAAGAAGAUAAAGAAUGUUGUUCUGCAGAGCGAAACUGUUGGUGAUAUGGAUUCGUUGAAAUGGGUUGAGGCUCCUGAAAUUUCAAAUUCAGAGUCUACAAUUAAAGUAUCAGUACAUUACGUUGGAAUCAAUGAAAUGGAUGUAAAGAGAGCUUCAGGCGUCGUUCCAUUCAACAGAGGCUGUAAUAAAGCCUACGGUAUGGACUACAGCGGUGAAACAGACCACGGUACAAGAGUUAUGGGUGUAAUAAGUGAAGGUUCUGCGCAAAGUUACGUCAAAGCAGACCCAAGACUUUUAUGGCCGGUCCCGGAUCAUUGGACCUUGGAAGAUGCAGCCACUGUACCACUUGCGUACUGUCAAGCCUUUUAUUGCUUGGUCAUCAAAGCUAAACUAGUAUCUGGCAUGAAGGUACUCAUUCAUGGUGGUACUGGGGCGUUGGGACAAGCUGCCAUAUCCAUUUGCCUGGCAAGUAACUGCGAAGUUUUCACCACAGUUUCUGACAGGAGCAAAAAGACGUUCCUCAAGAGACUCUUCCCGCAGCUCAAAGAUAGCAAUAUUGGAAACUCGAGGGACCUUACUUUUGGCGAUAUGGUUUUGGGUAAAACCAAAGGUGAAGGUUGCGACGUAAUCAUAUCAUGCGUAAAGGGUGAACUUAAGAGUAUAUCCCUGAAAUGCUGUGCAGCAUCAGGUAUGGUGAUCGACACCGGAUUAUUGCAAAACAAAGAAAAAUACACAUAUGGAAUGUACAACAUGACCAAGAGUAGGUCGUUCAAUGUUAUAGAUUUCACAUCUGUAUUUAAUAAUGAGCGGCCAGAAGAAUUAAAGCUCCUCCAGCUCCUCGUAAGCGAGGGCAUAGCCCGCGGGUGCGUCCGUCCGCUGACGCGUGUGGUUUACGCCCCUGAAGAAGCGUCCAGAGCUUUCCGCCUUGUAGCUGCCAGCAAGCAUCGCGGUCGAGCCCUCGUGCAACUAAAGAACAACAUCGCUGUUGAAAAAACAAGACUAAACGUCUCGUCCGACAAGUACCAUGUCGUCAUUUCUGACGAAGACGUUCUAGUGAUGGAGUUUGUAGACAGACUCGCCCAGGAAGGAGCAAGGAAGAUACAACUUAUUUGUCCGAAACUCUCUAACUGCCUUGUGUAUAAGAUCAAGAUAUGGAAAGAAAAGGGUGUGCUAAUCGAACUGACCACUGAAGACCUGUGGAAUAAAAACAAAAUUCCUGAGAUUCUUGAUGACACAAUAAAGAAGGACAUUGAGGGUAUUUACACAAUCAUCACGGACGUGAGCAAUUCUUCUAGAGUUACUGAAUUCUUAGCGAGCUUAGACAAAGCCUCGAGGAAAGGUUGUCCAAAUUUGACGUAUUUUAGUGUAAUAAGUGAAAACAGUCAGAUUGGAGAUCAAAUUUGUGCCUCUCGGAGCAAAAGUCUUUUGCCCGCCACACACGUGAAGCUACCGCUUCUUAAAAGAUUUGACGACUCCACUAAUUCCAAAGCUAUAUCCGUCAACACAGCAGUCAGUGCAAUUGAACAAGCUUUGUUAUCACAGAAUGUCCUGAUUACUGCCCAGAUACCCUACAGAAAUGUUUCUCUAAGCGAGGAAAUUGCUUUGUUAGCGGGUGUGACAAUCUCAAAGGACAUCGAUGCUAAUACAACGCUUUUCGACCUUGGAAUGGAUCUCUCUAAGACACAAGCAAUACGCGCGUGUUUAAGAGACAAGUAUUGUAUAGCGGUGGAGGAGGAUCUAAUACCACGUUUGACAAUUGAAAAAUUGCAGAUGUACGAAACCAUAGCAUCCGAAGUGGAGUUCAAUGACUGCAAGGAUCUGGAAACUUUCUUUUCGUAUAUAGAUGACAAUGAACUUCUAGCGGUCACAGAGAUGGUGUUCUUACCAACAAUGAUAAACACCACCGCUAUGCGCCACGAUGAAUUUGACGCCAGUCAAAUCUUCUUGUGCAUCGUUCCUGGAAUGGAAGGACACCAUGCGCGUUUCACAAAAAUGUGUGAGCGGCUGAAGUUGCCAGCUAUGGUACUGCAGCCGAAAUUGGGGGACACUUCCGAAACUUUAGAAGAGUUAGCUGAGAAGCUAGCAAAGACGCUUCUAGAGCAAACGGAGUUGAAAAAUUUCUAUCUCCUGGGAUACGAAUCUGGAGUCUGUGUCGCUUUAGAAAUUGCUUCGAUUUUGGAGAACAAAGGUCUCACCGGCGUUGUCUAUUGCCUGGGUGGCUCCCCACAUGAAGUUAAACAGCAAAUCGAGUCACAGUUGAUGGAGUUCAAGGACGAAACAUCUCUUUGGGAAGCGAUUACGAAGCACAUGCUUAAGAUGAUGUCGGGCGAAGACACGGAAUGUCUCUCCGAGAUCUUCAAAGACAGCAUUUCGCUGAGUGAAAAGGUGGAGGCCAGCAUUCGGACCUUCAUUGGUAAAAUUGAUCAUUCAGCUCAAUAUACCAAGUACUUAAUUGAGGCUGCGUGUUGUCGUAUCAAGCAGGUGAAGAAAUACACUCCGAAACCACAGAAUUUGCGGUCUACCCUCGUCCUGAUACGAGUCAAAACCUCCGAAGGUUCUCUGGUUGAAAAUUCUGUGGACGGUUACUCCCAAGAGCCAGUUCUUUACGAACUCGAAUCUCCGUUGGCGAUUUCGUCUCAAGAUCUUAUGUGCGCUGCAAUUAUAAAUAGGCAUCUGAGUAAAGACAUUCUAGAUGCUUUUGAAACGAAGAACUUGUGCGAAACAUAUGAAGUCACUUUCGACAGUACUAUUAUAUCCUAA
Leptosia nina is the source of this 6798-nucleotide messenger RNA. Lineage: Eukaryota; Metazoa; Arthropoda; Insecta; Lepidoptera; Pieridae. The record is from the annotation of a GenBank genome assembly.